ACCAAUGCCUUGGUUCAUUCUGCUCCAUCACAAUGUAACCUUUCUCAAAUCUGCUCCCCAUUCUCUCUUCGCUCUCUCUCUCUCUCCUCUGUUGCAUGCUAUCUCAUGAUUAUUUUUUUCCUCGAGAAACACCAAAACAAUCAGGAUUUUGUAAAUCAUAGCUAGCAAAAUAAUUGUUUUAAGAAUUAGGACUAGAUCAAACUCCCAUUCUUUUAUUUUGUAACUUGCAAGUCAAUUCUUUUCAGUAAAUACAGAAGAAUUUCUUGAGGCCAAAAGCUGAUGAUCAUUUUUUUUUUCCGUUUGAAGCAAAAACGAUCCUUCAACGAACCAAUCUCUGUUCCUUAAUCCACACACCAAAACUGCACCAAAAACGAAAACCCCAUCUCACCAAAUACAUCAUCCAACCCAACCCCUUUCACAGGCCUCUCCUUUCUUCUCUGGAGUGGAGGGGUUUAAGAUAGGAGAAGAAACAGGGGAAGAUGGCAGAUUCAUCACUUCAUAAAAAACCCACAAGAAACAGAGGUUUCUACGUGAGGAUGAGGUUCUUAAACCAUCACAACAACGUUAAUUAUUCCAAACAUGGCGGAAGAGCUUCACAACAAUCCAUUGAAAAAAGCUUUUGUUACAGAUAUUACAAAUGGCUUCUUUGGAUUUCUCUUGCUCUUUACUUCCUCUCUUCUUUUCUCAUCACUCACAAACCAACCCCUUCUGCUCUUUCCCUCUCCACAACCACCAUUCUUCCUCGCUUAAAAGCCUCUCGUGCUCUAUUCGAAUCCACUAAUUCCACCUCAAUAGGGAAAUUUAGGGGGUUGAAGGUGUACAUAUAUGAAUUGCCCUCUAAAUACAAUACUGACUGGCUACAGGACGGAAGGUGUAGCAAUCAUUUGUUUGCCUCUGAGGUGGCUAUCCACAGAGCUUUGUUAACUAGUGAAGUCCGUACGUUUGAUCCUUGGGAGGCUGAUUUUUUCUUCGUCCCUGUAUAUGUUUCCUGCAAUUUCAGCACUGUUAAUGGCUUCCCAGCCAUCGGUCAUGCACGAAGCCUCAUCGCCUCGGCUAUUGAGGUUAUUUCCUCUGAGCUUCCGUUCUGGAAUCGUAGCCUUGGCUCUGACCACAUUUUUGUUGCAUCCCAUGAUUAUGGCGCUUGCUUUCACGCCAUGGAGGAUAGAGCUAAGGCGGACGGGAUACCUGAGUUUUUGAAAAAGUCGAUAAUAUUACAAACUUUCGGAGUCAACUAUGAUCACCCAUGUCAAGACGUGGAACGUAUCGUUAUACCUCCCUAUAUCUCGCCGAAAAGUGUACGGAAGACGCUGGACAAGUCUCCGAUCAAUGGCCGGCGGGACAUUUUUGCGUUUUUCCGGGGUAAGAUGGAGGUCCAUCCUAAGAAUGUCAGCGGCCGGUUUUACGGCAAGCGCGUGAGAACGGUGAUAUGGCGGAAAUACGGGAACGAUCGGAAGUUUUACUUAAAGAGGCAUAGGUUUGCCGGUUACCAGUCAGAGAUCGUACGGUCAACGUUCUGUUUGUGUCCGCUAGGGUGGGCCCCAUGGAGUCCGAGGCUUGUUGAAUCCGUGGCACUCGGUUGCGUGCCGGUCAUAAUAGCCGAUGGUAUCCGGUUGCCUUUCCCAGGCGCCGUGCCGUGGGCGGAUAUAUCCCUCACGGUGGCGGAGAAUGACGUGGCAGAGCUAGGACCGAUUCUGGAACACGUAGCGUCUACUAACCUAACCGCCAUACAGAGGAAACUAUGGGACCCGAGUGUUAGGAGGGCCCUGCUUUUCAACGAUCCGGUGGUGGAUGGGGAUGCCACGUGGCAGGUGCUGGAAGCCCUAUCAAGGAAGCUCGACAGGUCCCAGAAGAAGUGGAGGGUUUCGAGCGAAUGAGAGCGUAACACGUGGCGGAAUGGGUUUGGGGGCGGGGUCCAUGGACCACGGAGCCCCAUAGAUGCCAGCUAAGAGGGGCUGUGUACUCGACGUGGAUGGAAGUGAUUGUAUGAAUUGGAGACAGCUAAGGGUUUCUUGGAUUUGCCAGCUGACUCAGGGGAACAUGUGUAGAUACAGGUCGAUUAUAUCUAAUGAAUAUUUGUAGGUGUGGGUCCCUAUUCCCUAUGAAGCUGAUAUGCUCUAUAAAGAAUAACCAGAUGUUGGCAAUUGUGGGGCUGUUUCUGGAGGUGGCAUCGGGCAUUGGUGGUACUAUAAUUUUUGAGGUUUGGCGCUAUUGUACAUGUGAGAAGAGGAAUGGUAGUAUUAAUC
Molecule: messenger RNA, 2243 nt
Organism: Coffea eugenioides
Lineage: Eukaryota; Viridiplantae; Streptophyta; Magnoliopsida; Gentianales; Rubiaceae
Product: probable glucuronoxylan glucuronosyltransferase IRX7
Exons: 4
Coding region: 480-1874 (464 amino acids)
Molecular function (GO): glycosyltransferase activity
Source: RefSeq, a predicted model, not a curated record